Molecule: messenger RNA, 318 nt
Organism: Fusarium graminearum PH-1
Lineage: Eukaryota; Fungi; Ascomycota; Sordariomycetes; Hypocreales; Nectriaceae
Exons: 6
Coding region: 1-318 (105 amino acids)
Source: RefSeq, a predicted model, not a curated record
AUGAACGUCGGUGUUGUGGUUGCUUGCAUAUUUGAUCAAGGAUGCCGCUAUGUAGCCAUGCCUCAGGGUGUCAGAAAAGUUGGCCGCUGGAAGCAUGAAAGACGAAAUUACCAUGUAAAGACGCUGCAGGAGAUCAUUCUGUGCCUCCCGGCACUCCCUGUUAAAAAUGCCAAUGCUAUUGUUUUUGGGAACCUCAAUGGAAUACGACUCACCGGCAUGACUUUGAGGCAUUAUUCGUCCUCUUCGUCUGCCUGCAUCAAGAGUGGUAAUUCGUCGUCAUCACAGCGUCUGCCUCCCCGCUAUCAUAUUCGCUUCUGA